Molecule: messenger RNA, 2322 nt
Organism: Hipposideros armiger (great roundleaf bat)
Lineage: Eukaryota; Metazoa; Chordata; Mammalia; Chiroptera; Hipposideridae
Gene: PJA1
Product: praja ring finger ubiquitin ligase 1
Exons: 2
Coding region: 187-1881 (564 amino acids)
Biological process (GO): protein ubiquitination
Cellular component (GO): cytoplasm
Molecular function (GO): ubiquitin protein ligase activity
Source: RefSeq, a predicted model, not a curated record
GCCCGCCCGCUGCUGUCUGGCGGGGGAGGAGCAGGACCCAGAGCAGCGGCUUUGACGGUCGUGGCGGUUGGAGGUCCGAAAGCUCUACUCCUCCGGAGAGCGCGUGUGUGACGGGACUGUUUCAGGCCAUCCACGAGCCAGCAGGAAAGGAUUUCCAGCCAGAGAAAGACGACAUCUGAAGUCCCAAUGCACAGAUCAGCCCCCAGUCAAACCGCCAAGAGGAGCCGAUUGCCACUGUCCAGCGUUCGUCGUCGUUGGGAUGACAGUGAGAACUCGGGAAGCAGCUUGAAUGUAGAUAAUGAGGACUACUCCAGGUACCCGCUAAGAGAGUACAGGGUUCCAGGUAGCAGAAGAGGAAUGGCUUAUGGACCUAUUGACUGUUUACGGGAAGAUGAGAGCGAAGAGGAGGGGGCUGGGCCUGUGGCGCUAGCGCCAGUGCGAGGGAAAACUGGCAAGUUUAAAGAUGACGCAGAGAAAGGGGCAAGGUCUUUGGUUGGGAUGCCCCCCCAGUUGCCUGGUUUUAACCAUGAUGUGAGGGGCCAGCUUAGCAAGCUAGACCCAGCCCCCUCUGCCAGAGCUGGGUAUCUGCAGCAGAAGAGCAUGGUGUCUCAGACCUCUGCUGUGGGACGCAAGGUGGCCGCAAAAGGUGACAGUAUGGAGAGGGAGAGACGUGAGCAGAGCUUUCCUGUGCGUCUCAGCAGGGCUCCUGUGAGUCUUUGUGGUGGUGGGGAAAACACCCCAAAGGGUGGAGAGGAACCAGUGGUGAGGCCCAAAAUCAGAAACCUGGCCAGUCCCAGCUGCGUGAAACCAAAAAUAUUUUUUGAUACUGAUGAUGAUGACGAUAUGCCACACAGUACUUCCAGGUGGAGGGGUACUGCCAGCACUGAUGAAGGCCCCUCAGAUGGCCUGGCGAGAAGAGGCAGAGGUGAGAGUUCAAGUGGCCACUCUGAGCCGAAGUACCCCGAAGACAAGAGGGAGGCCAGGAAUGAACAAGUGAAGCCAGAAAAGAUGCCGAGACGGCGACGAACCAUGGCCGACCCUGACUUCUGGACGUAUAGCGACGGUUACUACAAAUACUGUGAUGAAGACUCUGAUAGUGACAAAGAGUGGACUGCUGCUUUGCGUCGGAAGUAUCGAGGUCGGGAACAAAACCUGUCGUCCAGUGGCGAAAGCUGGGAGACUCUGCCAGGGAAAGAAGACCACAGACCUGAGCCAGCCAGGGUGAAUGGCGCUGCCGGCGCCAGCUCCGGCAGCAGUGGCGGCAAAGAACUUGAAGUCCGAGGACCAUCUCUUCAGGAGGCGGAGCAGGUGUCCCCGGAAGGAGGAGAAGCCCCUUGGCUCCAAUACAAUGAAAAUGAGAGCGGCAGUGAGGGCGAUAAUGAUUCGGGCCAGGAGUUUCUGCAGCCUGGGGUCUUCAUGCUGGAUGGCAACAACAACCUUGAAGAUGACUCCAGCGUGAGCGAAGACCUAGAAGUGGAUUGGAGCCUCUUCGAUGGGUUUGCAGAUGGGUUGGGGGUGGCGGAAGCCAUUUCCUAUGUGGAUCCGCAGUUCCUCACAUACAUGGCACUCGAAGAACGCCUGGCCCAGGCGAUGGAAACGGCCCUCGCACACUUGGAGUCCCUUGCUGUAGACGUGGAGGUGGCCAACCCACCAGCGAGCAAGGAGAGCAUCAACACUCUUCCCGAGAUCCUGGUCACUGAAGACCACAGCGCAGUGGGCCAAGAAAUGUGCUGCCCCAUCUGUUGCAGUGAAUAUGUGAAGGGGGAGGUGGCGACCGAGCUGCCAUGCCACCACUAUUUCCACAAGCCCUGCGUGUCCAUCUGGCUCCAGAAGUCCGGCACCUGCCCUGUGUGCCGCUGCAUGUUCCCUCCCCCACUCUAAGGCCAAGGCUCUUUACUCCUGGUCUGCUGAUUUUCCCCAUCCCAGAUCCACAACACUGCAGGAGCCCUCUCAAAAUUAACAAGUGAAAUGAAACCAAUCAUUAACCCACACCUGUUGAUUUCUUGUGAUCAUUUCCAAUGUGAAAACAGUUGUGUACGGUUGCAGUAAAAAUCAUCCUGUCUUUUAGAGGUUAGAAAGGACAAACUAAACUUUCUAAAUGCUACUUGACAUUGCAGUAAGAAUAUACAUUUUCUAACCUGAACAUUGAAAUCAGUUGCACUUGUUUUCUUUGGUAGACUAUGUUGCUGUUAACUGUAACGUCGAGUUCUCUGUUAAAUAUGUCCAAAAGGCAUCACCAUUUCUGUUGCAUGUUAUGGGUUAACGUUCCUGUAAUUGCAGUGCCGUAAGAGCUUAUUAAAAUUCUUUUGGUAUUUCAUGGUA